Messenger RNA from Triticum aestivum (bread wheat), 1842 nucleotides. RefSeq names its product spidroin-2. NCBI's taxonomy places the organism in Eukaryota, Viridiplantae, Streptophyta, Magnoliopsida, Poales, Poaceae. The record is from RefSeq and is a predicted model, not a curated record. Bases 427 to 1470 code for a protein of 347 amino acids. Gene Ontology annotation, biological process: defense response. The transcript has a single exon.
GCUAAGUAAUAAUAAUUCUUGUAGAUAGUCCAAAGAUAGAUAGAGAUAGAGAUAGAGAUAGGAUAUGCCAAUAUUGUCAUGACAAUGUACUCCCUACUCGUCGUCGCCGUCCCAAGAAAAAUACAGAGAAAAUAAGACCAUUGACCCAACCGUGCAUGCAUCCUCACCUAGAAAAUGCAUUGAAUACUUCAAACAUCCUACCAAAACCAAAGACGCCGGGCCCACUUUCCAGUCAAACAUGACGACGGGCUGCGCCGCACCAUCCCCAGCCCGAGCCGCCCCGCGCACUCUCCCUCUCCGCUCGCCUAUUUAUGCCGGCGCCACCGCCCACCGGCUUCCAUCCACCCACCACAACCACAUCCUCACCGGCCUUCCACCGCCGCCUCGCCUCGCCGGAGUACAACCACCGCCACCACCAAGACCAAGAUGGGCUCGCGGUACGAGGUGGAGGUGACCGUGGGCUCCGCCCGCGACCUGAAGAACGUCAACUGGCGCAACGGCGGCCUCAAGCCCUACGCCGUGCUCUGGAUCGACGCCGGCGCGCGCUGCUCCACCCGCGUCGACCUCGACAACGGCGACAACCCCAGCUGGGACGAGAAGGUCGUCGUCCCGCUGCCCCCCGCCAGCCGCCUGGAGGACGCCGUGCUCUACAUCGACGUCGUCCACGCCAACGCCGCCGAGGGUGUCAAGCCGCUCGUCGGCUCGGCACGGCUGCCUCUCCGCGACGUCGUCGACGACGCCGGCGUCGGGGGCAAGGUGUCGAGGAAUUUGAGGCUGAAGCGGCCCUCCGGGCGGCCCCAGGGGAAGCUUGACGUCCGCGUCGCCGUCAAGGAGCCGGCCAGGUACUACGACUCCAACGUCCCUGGUGGCUACCCGGCGCCCGCCGGCUACGGCUCCUCCCGGGAUGCGUACGGUGGUGGGUAUGGUGCCGGAGCUGGCGCGUACGGCGCUGCUGCUGGGGCUGGAGGCUACGGCGCAUACGCGGCCGCGGCGCCUCCGUCGGGGUACCCGGGCUACGGCUCCACCGCGCCGCCUCCCCAGGCUGCCGCAGCACCGUACGGCGCCGCUCCACCGCCCUACGGCGCCGCGCCCCCGACCCAGGGAGCGGGCGGGUACGGCUCCUCUGUUCAGCCGGCAUACGGCGCCGCGCCCCCGACCCAGGGAGCGGGCGGGUACGGCUCCUCUGCUCAGCCGGCGUACGGCGGCGCGCAGCCGGGUCAGGCGGCGGGGUACGGUGGCACGACGGGCGUGGGCCUGGACCAGAGCGGCGGGAAGACGAAGAAGAAGGGGAUGGGGAUGGCUGGCGGGCUGGCGGUGGGCGCGGCGGCGGGCGUGCUGGGCGGGCUGGCGCUGGCGGGCGGGGCGAGCUACGUGGAGCACAAGAUCGAGGACCACGUGACGGAGCGCGUGGAGGAGGACAUGUACCGCGGCGGUGGGUACGACGACUACGGCGGCGACGACGACUACUAGUACUAGAGCAACCAUGGAUCGUCGUUCCCGGGGCCAUGCAUGAAUCGGACCGGACCGGACCGGAGAGUUGAGAAGAAGAGAGGUUAUUCUCUUGUGCGUAUCAUCAAGAGAUGAAACUUAGAUCGUUGAUCUUGCAUACAUCUAGUUUUGUUAAUCUCCAUCCAUGCAUGCAUGCAUGUGGACGAGAAUCGGGUUGAAUGAAUUUCUUUUUGGUGCAACUUGCAAUGGCGGCUUCCUUCCACCACAAAUUAAAGUCUCUUGUUUGUUUGUUUGUUUCUUGCUUGCUUGCAUUCCAUUCUUUGGUGAGACGUGACUUGUGGUGGAAGCCGACAGAUAGAUACUAGGAGUAAAUAGUAUAUGUCCUUAUUUUUA